GCCCGCUGAGACGGUUAGUCUCGCUUUGGACUCUGCAAGAGGAGCACUUGAGCCAGUGCCUUCGAAGCGCGCCACAUGACGACGUGCAAUACUCCCCCAGCAGGAGAGUCCUUUCUGCGGAGUGAAACUCAAUAUAUGAGAAGAAUCGCUUUGCUUCAAUGUGUGUGACAGAGGAUUUGUUUCCCAUUGUCAAACACAUACCAGAUGACCUUCCUUGUGCCAACCCUGACUCAGAGCAAGGCUAAGGUAGUUGCAGGUAAAGUGUCUGUGUGUGCUUAUGUUCCUGAGCUUCCCGCUGUCCAUGGCUGAGGUCCCUGGACCAUGCAGGCACUCCAUAACUAAGGACCACCUGCUGACACUCAAACAUCUGAUGGAUAACCAAUUGAGGAGCGGGUGCUCGAUAACCUACACAUUCAUAGAACAGAAAUCUUUGAGCAAGUGUUGCUUUGUGAAAGCUGCCUUACCCUGGAUAUUGGAGCUCCUCACCACCCACUUCAAAUACAACAGGGGUUCGGUCAACUAUCGCUACGUUCAGUCUUUGAGAGCUCUCAUCCUCAACAUCUACUCGCAAAAAUGUGUUCCUCAGAUCAACGAGGAGGUUGAGGACAAGCCCGAGAGUUUUGAAGUGCUUUAUAGAGGGUCUCCCACAGAGGCGCUGCAGAGAGCUUCAAGGGUGCUCUCUGUAUAUUUGGAGUUGGUAACAAAGAGCGAUGCGCCGCUGGACUGGAAUUGCCAGUACGAAUACUCCAAGAUGUUCGGCUCCAGCACGGAGCAACCGCAAGGGUCUUCCACGGAAGCCUGCACAGACAGUUAUGUUACGAGGUCAGUGAAGGCCUCUCAGAGAAGACCACUGAGAGACCUGUACAAGCUCGGCUUCAUCAUCACCUCCAUCUUCGGAGCACUACUGCUCAUAUUUACUCUCGUCUGUCUAAUCACACAAAAGAGAAGCCACGUUCGUCACAGAUUGGCAUCUUAUAUGACUUCUAGCAGAGAGCAGCGAGGCACAGAGAUGGAGCUACAAUAAUUGUUGUCAGCCCGCAGCGGUAGAUCGAGCCCUCGUGAGGACCUGCGGUUGAUUCACAAAGAACAAACAACAUUUCAUUGCAAUAAAUCUGCCGUGCUGACUAAUUUAACUGAACGUUUCCCUUUGACGGGGAACAAUGACGGACAUUUGUUGAAGCAAAAAAUUCUGCGUAUAUUAUGUGUAUGCAUCCUAUUACAAAUACAUUUCAAGCCCACUAAAAGUAUUUCUCCACUACACAUGUUGACUAACGUAUCUCUGUUUAUCGUCUAAUCAAUUGUUUGUAUUGUUGUUCAAAAAAGUUAUUUAUUAGUUUGAUUCUAUACAAUUUCUGUAUAAUAAAUGCAAAUCCAUAUUGUACAUUUUA
Messenger RNA from Syngnathus acus (greater pipefish), 1388 nucleotides. It is a transcript of the gene csf1b, whose product is annotated as colony stimulating factor 1b (macrophage). Gene Ontology annotation, molecular function: cytokine activity; growth factor activity. Lineage: Eukaryota; Metazoa; Chordata; Actinopteri; Syngnathiformes; Syngnathidae. The coding region runs from base 278 to 1024 and encodes 248 amino acids. The record is from RefSeq and is a predicted model, not a curated record. The transcript has 9 exons. Gene Ontology annotation, cellular component: membrane.